Drepanopeziza brunnea f. sp. 'multigermtubi' MB_m1 is the source of this 456-nucleotide messenger RNA. RefSeq names its product mitochondrial 54S ribosomal protein uL11m. NCBI's taxonomy places the organism in Eukaryota, Fungi, Ascomycota, Leotiomycetes, Helotiales, Drepanopezizaceae. Gene Ontology annotation, cellular component: mitochondrial large ribosomal subunit; ribosome. The record is from RefSeq and is a predicted model, not a curated record. Gene Ontology annotation, biological process: translation. Gene Ontology annotation, molecular function: structural constituent of ribosome; large ribosomal subunit rRNA binding.
AUGUCGCGCGCUAAACAAUCAGCGGACCAGAUCGUGAAGCUCAUCGUCGGCGCCGGGCAAGCAACGCCCAGUCCGCCCGUCGGUCCUGCGCUGGGAAGCAAAGGAGUGAAAUCAAUUGAUUUCUGCAAAGAAUUCAACGCCCGCACGGCGCACAUGAUCCCCGGCACCCCGACGCCGGCGCGCGUCACCGUCCGGCCGGACCGGUCCUUCCACUUCGAGAUCCGGACGCCAACGACGACCUACCUGCUGCUGCGGGCGGCGAACGUGGAGCUGAAGAAGGGGAAGCUGAAGGGGAAGAGUGGGAGUGAGAUUGUGGGCAGCGUGAGCCUCAAGCACGUCUUUGAGAUUGCGAAGAUCAAGCAGAGCGAGUUGAGGCUGAGUGGGCUGAGUCUGGAGGGCCUGUGUAAGAGCGUGGUUAGUAGCGCGAAGAGUGUGGGAGUGGAGGUUAAGGCCUAG